AUGGUGCUUCGUGUGGCUGUAAUCGGCGCGGGCCCGGCCGGCCUGUGCGCGGCUCGCUUUCUGUCUGCGGAACCUGAGCGCUACCUGCCGACCGUGUACGAGCAGACAGCGGCGGUGGGCGGGACCUGGGUGUACACGGACAGGACUGGGACGGGCGAGCACGGACUUCCUGUUCACUCCAGCAUGUACAAAAACCUAAGAACAAAUCUUCCCAAAGAGGCGAUGGUCUUCCAAGACUUUCCUUACGACAGUGGUUUGCCAUCUUACCUUCCCCAUGAGGAGGUGCUUCGCUACCUAGAGAAGUACGCAAAACACUUCGGACUUCACCAGUAUAUACAGGUAUCCUUUGAAUUGCUUACUGUCACGUCAUUCAAGGUCACGGCUCCAGACAGCCCAAGCACGGAACAGUUUGAUGCAGUCAUGGUGUGUAAUGGCGGGAGAUAUUCCGUCCCGUACAUUCCGGCCGUCCCCAGUAUAGACCAAUUCCAGGGCGGGACCAUGCACAGCCAUGAGUACCGGGUACCAGAACCGUUCCGUGGGAGAAACGUCAUCAUCAUGGGAGCCUUGGCUUCAGGCGUCGACAUCUGUGUUGAGCUCGCUCAGGUCGCCGAACAUGUCGUCAUCAGUCAUUCUAACCCACCCACCGUGGAAAUACAUAACCUGCCUGCAAAUGUUACGCAAGCCCCUAGAGUAGAGUGUAUCGUGGGUCCUAACACCGUUAGGUUUCAGGACGGGCAAGUGUUUAAUGCAGACGACAUCGUCUACUGUACAGGUUAUAGCCUCAGCUUACCCUUCCUUACUCCUGAAUGUGGUAUCACUAUCAACGAAGGCAGAGCUUACCCACUGUACAAGCAUGUUAUUAACACCACUUACCCUACUAUGUCAUUUGUAGGGCUCACACAUCAUGCCACAUCAUUCUCUUUAUUUCAGCUUGAAGUCAAGCUUGCUUUGGGGGCCUUGGAUGGUAGCCUUCGUCUUCCCUCUAAGGCAGUCAUGGAUCAAGAAAUUGACAAAGACUUUAAAACACGUGUAGAGGCAGGCUUAGUUCCACGCCAGGCCCAUGAUGUAUUCCCCCUUUAUUUGUCACAUAUCACCGAGCUAGCCAAGGUGACCCGCCAGCCUGACCCUCUGGGCCAGACUUCUAUGGCUAUAGACUCCUUCCUGCGUCUGUUUUCUGAUCCUCAGCACUUCAGAAAUGCAGAAUAUAAGGUAACAGGACAGGAGACAUGGGAAAUGGUUCCUCAACAAACUGAUAGACAGAAGCAGUCAACCGCAAAGUAA
This is a messenger RNA of Branchiostoma floridae (Florida lancelet), 1281 nucleotides long. RefSeq names its product flavin-containing monooxygenase FMO GS-OX5-like. The record is from RefSeq and is a predicted model, not a curated record. The transcript has 4 exons. The coding region runs from base 1 to 1281 and encodes 426 amino acids. Gene Ontology annotation, molecular function: N,N-dimethylaniline monooxygenase activity; NADP binding; flavin adenine dinucleotide binding. Lineage: Eukaryota; Metazoa; Chordata; Leptocardii; Amphioxiformes; Branchiostomatidae.